GCUGUACAACCCUUUAGGCGGCGUGUUUGUGAAUUGAUCUUGACUUCCUUACAACUGAUUCAACGUCAAUGUCAAGUGGGAGUCAGAAUUCAAGAUGAGCCGUAAGACUCCAAGUGAUUUUCUCAAGCAGAUCAUUGGCCGUCCUGUUGUGGUGAAACUAAACUCAGGCGUUGACUACAGAGGUGUAUUGGCCUGUUUAGAUGGGUAUAUGAACAUAGCCCUGGAACAGACAGAAGAAUAUGUCAAUGGUCAGCUGAAAAACAAAUAUGGAGAUGCCUUUAUCAGAGGAAAUAACGUGUUGUACAUCAGUACACAGAAGAGGAGGGUAUGAGAACAAGGGCAUAGUGACUUUCCCCUGGCUCAGCUCCAGAGCACAAGGGUGUCCCAGUUCUAGUAGCUGAGGUAUGCAGAAUACCUCUUGUGGAUGACCUGGCCAAUUCCAGUGACGAGACUAAAACAUUUACCGUGGCGGAAACACGAUCUGUGGACCCCAAGGGCACAAUUGUCAGGACUGUUCAUGAGGAAAUGAUGUCCUGCCAGAUCUUAGGACUCCUAACUAGUGUGCAGGAAAGCACCAGUCGUCAUUUGAACUUCAUAAUAAACAUGUCAUUGUAGAAA
This is a messenger RNA of Liolophura sinensis, 618 nucleotides long. RefSeq names its product U6 snRNA-associated Sm-like protein LSm6. The record is from RefSeq and is a predicted model, not a curated record. Gene Ontology annotation, molecular function: RNA binding. NCBI's taxonomy places the organism in Eukaryota, Metazoa, Mollusca, Polyplacophora, Chitonida, Chitonidae. Gene Ontology annotation, biological process: mRNA splicing, via spliceosome; maturation of SSU-rRNA. The transcript is spliced from 4 exons. Gene Ontology annotation, cellular component: P-body; U4/U6 x U5 tri-snRNP complex; sno(s)RNA-containing ribonucleoprotein complex. The coding region runs from base 95 to 331 and encodes 78 amino acids.